Messenger RNA from Bufo gargarizans (Asiatic toad), 5304 nucleotides. It is a transcript of the gene EDEM3, whose product is annotated as ER degradation enhancing alpha-mannosidase like protein 3. Gene Ontology annotation, cellular component: membrane; endoplasmic reticulum. Gene Ontology annotation, biological process: carbohydrate metabolic process; mannose trimming involved in glycoprotein ERAD pathway; endoplasmic reticulum mannose trimming. The transcript has 20 exons. NCBI's taxonomy places the organism in Eukaryota, Metazoa, Chordata, Amphibia, Anura, Bufonidae. The coding region runs from base 165 to 2897 and encodes 910 amino acids. Gene Ontology annotation, molecular function: mannosyl-oligosaccharide 1,2-alpha-mannosidase activity; calcium ion binding. The record is from RefSeq and is a predicted model, not a curated record.
UCGUCAUCCAGCUGCUGAAAGCCGGAACCAGCCAGUGAGUGUGACAAGUGGGGUCGGCAAGGAGCCGCCAGUAACAGGCCGCACAGCCCAGCAGCGUCCUCUUCGGGGUGGGAUGUGUACACACGGGGCCUAGCGUCCUCCGCUGCCUGCUCCUGUGCUCAGCUAUGGGCUGUUUAGCGGAGAAGCCCCGGUUCCGGGGGGUCAUGUGGAGACAGCUGUUUGUUUACCUGGCCUUCCUGGGAGCAGGACAUGCUGCCAUGACCAAGGAGGAGAAGUCACAGCUCAGGGUACAAGUGCUAGAAAUGUUUGAUCAUGCGUAUGGCAAUUACAUGCAACAUGCAUAUCCUGCUGAUGAACUUAUGCCUUUGACCUGUCGUGGUAGAAUACGUGGCCAGGAGCCAAGCAGAGGAGAUGUAGACGAUGCUUUGGGGAAAUUUUCUUUAACACUAAUUGAUACACUGGAUACAUUGGUGGUGCUGAACAGAACUCAGGAAUUUGAAGAUGCUGUUAGAAAAGUAAUAAAUGAUGUCAACUUGGACAAUGACAUUGUGGUUUCUGUGUUUGAGACAAACAUUCGAGUUUUGGGGGGACUGCUUGGAGGACACUCAGUUGCUAUCAUGCUAAAAGAAAAUGGCGAACGGAUGUUAUGGUACAAUGACGAGCUGUUACAUAUGGCUAAAGAGCUUGGCUAUAAACUUCUUCCAGCUUUCAACACUACAAGUGGCCUUCCUUAUCCCAGAGUCAAUCUGAAGUUUGGAGUCAGAAGGCCUGAGGCUCGUACAGGUACGGAGACUGACACCUGUACAGCCUGUGCUGGGACCCUCAUCCUAGAGUUUGCUGCACUCAGCCGCUUUACUGGAAUAUCCAUAUUUGAGGAACAUGCACGAAAGGCCCUAGAUUUUAUCUGGGAGAAGAGGCAGCGCAGUAGUAACUUGGUGGGUGUAACAAUCAAUAUUCACACAGGAGACUGGGUGCGGAAAGACAGUGGUGUUGGUGCAGGAAUAGAUUCUUACUAUGAAUAUUUACUGAAGGCCUACGUGCUACUUGGUGAUGACAGUUAUUUGGAGAGAUUUAAUACACAUUAUGAUGCCAUUAUGCGGUAUAUAAGUCAGCCACCACUUCUACUUGAUGUUCACAUACAUAAACCGAUGCUUACAGCUCGAACAUGGAUGGAUUCCCUACUUGCAUUUUUCCCUGGUCUUCAGGUCUUGAAAGGAGACAUAAGGCCUGCUAUAGAAACCCAUGAAAUGUUAUAUCAAGUCCUAAAAAAGCAUAAUUUCCUACCAGAGGCCUUCACAACUGAUUUCAGAGUACACUGGGCCCAGCAUCCAUUAAGACCAGAGUUUGCAGAGAGCACAUACUUCUUGUAUAAGGCAACUGGUGAUCCCUAUUACCUAGAAGUGGGAAAAACAAUCAUUGAAAAUUUGAACAAAUAUGCACGUGUCCCAUGUGGAUUUGCAGCUGUUAAAGAUGUGCGAACUGGAAGUCAUGAAGACAGGAUGGACUCCUUUUUCUUGGCAGAGAUGUUUAAAUACUUGUACUUGCUAUUUUCUGAGAGGGAAGACCUUAUCUUUGAUAUUGAGGAUUACAUUUUUACUACAGAAGCUCAUCUUUUACCACUUUGGUUAUCAACAGCAAAUCACACACAAGUGCGGAAAAACAAGACUACCCAGUACACAGAGCUUGAUGACAGCAACUUUGAUUGGUCCUGUCCAAAUACUCAAAUUCUCUUCCGCAAUGACCCCUUGUAUGCUCAGAGUAUCAGGGAACCCUUUAAAAAUGUGGUUGAUAAGAAUUGUCCUCGUAGUACUUCAAGAAUAGAUGAGCUCUCUAGCAAUGGGAACCGACCACCAUUACGUGCUAGGGAUUUUAUGGCAAGUAAUCAAGAACAUUUGGAUAUCCUAAAAAAGAUGGGUGUUAGCCUGAUUCAUCUAAAAGAUGGAAGAGUUCAGCUUGUCCAACAUGCCAAUCAAGCUGCAAGCUCUAUAGAUGCAGAAGAUGGUUUACGUUUUAUGCAAGAGAUGAUUGAACUUUCCAGCCAGCAACAGAAGGAACAGCAGCUUCCUCCACGGGCAGUACAGAUAGUGUCUCAUCCUUUUUACGGGAGAGUGGUAUUGACUGCAGGGCCGGCGCAGUUUGGAAUGGAUCUAUCAAAGAAUGUUGCAGGGUGUCGUGGAUUUGUAGCCAAAACUGAGCCUUAUAGUGGCUGCUCAGAGAUUACUAAUUCUGGAGUAAUUAAAGGGAGAAUUGCACUGAUGCAACGGGGCCAGUGCAUGUUUGCUGAGAAGGCUAGGAAUGUGCAGAAGGCUGGUGCAAUUGGAGGUAUUGUUAUAGAUGACAAUGAGGGCAGCAGCAGUGAUACAGCUCCACUUUUCCAAAUGGCAGGUGAUGGGAAAAACACAGAUGACGUAGUAAUCCCCAUGUUGUUUUUAUUCAGCAAGGAAGGAAAUAUAAUACUUGAUGCCAUUCGUGAAUACCAAGAAGUGGAGGUUCUUCUCUCUGACAAAGCCAAAGACAGAGAUUUGGAAGGUGAAAGUGGAGAGCAGAGAUCUUUAGAAAAUGACUCACAAAAACAGAUUCCGAAAGAACAAUCGAUACCUCAGGAGGAGUUGGUGAACACAAAGGACUCUGAAGGCGAUUUCUCACCAGCAUCUCAAUUUGAUACUCUCCAUUCCUCAGAUAGAGACCAUUCUCCUAAUCCUAAAGAUGGAGACUUCUCACUGGAAGUUGAGCAGUCCCACAUUGAAGAUAGCCUGAAUUCUGUAGAGAAGUCACAGACUCCAGAAGAAUCAAAGAAUAAGAGGUGGGACAGUAAAGGUCAGCCAAUAGAGUCUAUAUUGGCAGAUUGGAAAGAAGAUAUUGAGGCAUUUGAAAUGAUGGAAAAGGAUGAACUAUGACCAAAAAUAUUUCUCAGAACUCCUAUGUACAUUAUGGAAAGUUUAUUACUUGCCUUCCCUAAGGGAAAGAGCUCAUUGUUAACAAGUAAUGUGAAGGAGGAUACUUGGCAUUGUCUUUAUGUAGAUUUUUCAGUGGAUGCACAGUUUCCAAAGCAUGUCCAUUUCAAAUGUUGUGAUGGAUCCUGUGACUCUUCAGCUCAAAAACAAUUAUAACCGUAAAGAUGAAAUUUUCUAUUUUUUAUGAUGAUCUACAAAGGGCUUUGUUUCAGUAAGAAAGCAAUUACCUGUACUGAUUAAGAACAAUCUAAAUUCCCUUCACUACAAUUAAAAAAUAUGGGGUAGGUUCUGUGUUUAGACUUAUUUAUUGACGAUUUUUGUGCAUAAGAAUUUUACAGCCACUUUAAAGCUCUCUUCAGGUUUUAUUAUUAGAUAUGGAAAUGCAUAUUUAGUACUCAGUGGUUUCAGUCUUGGCUAUUACUCAGUAAGCAGUCUUUGGACAACCAUGCAAUAACAUAACUAGCUGUAAUAGAUGUAGAAAAUAUAGGGACCAGUAUUUUUCAGAAUCUCCUUUUUGUAGGUCAUCCAUGUAUCACCUGUAGUACAUUAGCCAUGGGUCACCUUUUAAUUAAAAUCAAUGUUCUUUACAGUGUUGCUACUUUUCUUGUCCUUAAUAUGCAUUGUGAAGUUAAUUAACUUUCAGGUUUCUCGCCUGGACCUAUAAUUUGUCGCUGCGCUGUAGUCUACAGUAUCGCGCAUGUGCAGUGCAUCUGCCUCUGCUUCCCCAGUAGCGCAGAUUACUAUUGCUUAUGCACCAAUGACAUAAUCCUCCACCCAGAAGAACAAAUGCUUGUCUUUGCUCAGGUGGAUGAUGACUUCUACGGCACAUGUGCAUUAGUUGGACUACGACACAGUUGCCAGAUUAAAGGCCCUGGCAUUAUGUCUACCCCUGUCAAUCAAGGGGAUGGGGGAGUGGUUCUAAGAGCAGAGGAGUUCUGGCACUCAGGAACAGAGCAAUGAAGGAAUAUAAAUGAGGUAUUGUUUUACUCAGCAUAAUGGGGUUGAUCCUGCUGACAUAUGCUCUUUCAGUAAAGGCAUCCUGUUUAGGUGUGACUGCGAUAUUUUGGGUCAGAUACAGGUGGAAACGGCACAUCAUUAUUUAAGAGUAUUGGAAUGGUGUAUUUUUCAGGUGCUCAUUCUUCUAUCGUCAUCUAUGUUCGUAUUAAAGAUUCAGUUGUACGUGUAGCAUUUCUAUGAAAGGUUGGUGUCCUACCUUCCUGAUAAAUGUGAAUUCUUCUGCUUGCAUAUCUUUGGACCCGUUAGGAUGUUCUGCUUGUCAGCUAGCCUAUUUGACACUGUCAAAUUCACUGCUGGAUUUUUAUAUAAGGGUGCUGAUGUUCAAUUUUAAAAUGUAAUAUUCUUCCAGUUAUCAUUGUAAAGCUAUUUGAAACCCAAUGCAUUUUCUUGGGUCAAAUUUGAAAUAUUAAAGUUGUUGGCCACUUUCUCAAAGAAUUUCUAUGACACCAUAACCUAGUGGGCACUAUCUUAGGAAACCCCUCGUGGCCCACUUCUCAUCAGUGCCCAUUUGUACAUGGGUCUGGUGUGCUGACAGUGGAGGCUGGCGACCACAACAUCCAUAUCUUUCAAGAUGGCCACAGUCCAAUGAUAUACCCACAUGACCGCUACCGCAGACGCAUCCACUAAAUGCCUUGACCACAAGUACAGUAGAGGUCUGGGACAGCAGUCACGUGGAUAACUUUGUGUGAUUGCCACCAUCUUGAUUGCCAUGGACACGGCUGCCUCCAGCAUCUGCUGUUUACACACCAUAUCCAUAGUCAGCAGGGGGCACUGAAACAGGUUGCUGAGGGAAUUCCCUAGUAUAGUGCCUACCCGGUGAGGGUGUUUAUAGAAGUUUCUUGAGAAAGUGACCAACCCCUUUUCAUUUUAAUUUUAUUAUUUUAGAAAAUUUGAAAUUUGUGUUGUAAUCCUAAAUUUAAACAGAGACCCUCGAAAAGGCAUAGGUUACUGCAGCUCAGUCCAAAGCUCCACCUCUCUCCGGUGCUCCCAUGGCGCGCCUGUAAAACCUGAUUCAUGGUAUAUCAGAAAUACAACUUAUUUGCUGAAAGUAGUGUUAUUCUGGUUGCUGUACCUGUGCUGUAACUUCCAGUGUGCUACAGGAUUUAACAUUUCAUACUUUUCCAGCUCGGAUCGAUUAGUCUGCGUUGUGCAUUCAGUCUCUAUUGCCCACACGUUCUUAAGAAGUAGACAUACUGUAUGGGGAAUUCUAACCUCCCACUAAGAGUUUAGUGUGCUUUAUUGAGACUUUAUGGUCUGUCUGCAUCGCACCUUGUAUAUUUUAUGAUUAUUGCCAAUAUUUUUAUCAAAGCUUAAUAAACUUCCUUUUAUGGUU